GAGUUACCUCGAAUGUUUUACUACCUCAAAGUUAUUCCCUUUAUUUCAGCGAAUCUUCCACGUUCAUGUGAAGAAUGGUGGAGUGCUCGUGGGAAUCGAACUCGAUUGCCAGUCGCUGGUAGAAACGUCACAAUCGACCUGGACGGUGGUGGUCCGAUGAAAUCGAUGCGGGUCGUAUGCAAAAUGAUGAAAGACGACAUGGGAGUGGAUGUGAUCGCUACCAUUCUGGAGCACGAUCUCAAACGACCGAUAUUCGUCACGGGUGACAAUAAUCCGGGCGUCGUCAAGAAAGCUCUAUUAUACGGUGUCACAACAGAGCAGAUGGAUCGUCUCGUUGAAGGUUUCGAAUCGUGUUCACAGUACAUGCGCUUCUCGUGUCGUGGUGGUGCUCGACUGAUGACGCAAGGUGAUGAACGUUCGCCUUCCUCAUGGUAUGCCACACGAUCGGACAAACAUGGUCUGCAAUGGGGAGAUGCACCACCAUACAGUCGAAUGUGUUCCUGUGCCACCAAUGGCACUUGCCUUCACAACAGGAUGUGCAAUUGUGACUCUGGAGAAGAUGCAACCGAUGAAGGGGUUAAUCCUUAUGCUCAACUACUCCCUGUCACAGGCCUGUUUCUCGGUGGAACGACGAAGACAUCAUCUAUUGAAGUGGAAAUUGGGCCACUGAUCUGCAAUAGACGAGUGUCGUUCGAAUCUGUGACGUUUUCGGACCGAAAUGCUCGUAUAACUGGUGUCCGAUCAUUGUCGUCCAGAACCUUCGACCUCAUGCUUCAGGCUAAGUUCAGCCACACUCAUAUGAGCCUUUUUACAUGGGAGAGCGCCGACGCACUGCACUGGCUUCAUCUCUACAUUCAAGAAGGUAAAUUUGUGGGUGAGAUAGUGAAUGGAGGCGAAACGGCUCAGGUGGUUACCGAUUCCAUCUACAAUGACGGCAAAUGGCAUACGGUCUACUGGGAAGCAGACAGUAAUGGCAUGAGAUUACGUGUUGACGGCAAAACCAGCGAAACAAAUGCCACACUCAUACUGCCCAAUGCUCAUCAAUGGACUAUCGGUUCCCGAACAGAACGCGGAUUAUCAGGCUAUGCCGGUGUCAUACGAAGUGUUCACCUAAGUGGGGAGGAGUUGACAUUGAGCUCAAUUGUCAGAAAGGACUACGACAAAGGUGUUCAUAUAGGUGAAGAAGGUUAUUGUCGUGUAGGCCUAUGCAAGAAUGGAGGUGUUUGUGUUGACAAGUACGACGGUUACACUUGCGACUGUACACAGACACCUUUCGGAGGCAAUGACUGCAACAAAGAGUACAGUAUGUUCGUUCCGGCUGGUUCAUUCCUGCAAAUACCAUGGCAAAAUCCGGCUCACACCAACAACUGUCAUCAGAUUGCCAUCCAAACCAGCAUCACAAACGUCUCGCUAGUCAAGUCAAAAGCUCUCUUCGCUGAAUCGACAUUCAAUAUGUCGAUAAAUCCACGAGGACAUCUGACUUUGUCGGUCUAUGACGGGUUCUUUUUCAAUCACAGAGAUUCGGAAAAGCGAUGGAAUCUUAGCGAUAAUAUCAUGCAUGACAUCGCUUUUUGUGCAUCGGAGACAAGCUUCAACCUGACGAUCGAUGGCGAACCAUCCAUACACUUUGAAGGAAACUGGACGUUCUUCCAAAGCUUCAAUGUGUGGACGUUCAUGGACAGAAAUUUCACUGGAUGUGUCUCACGGAUGCGUGUAGGUUCGUCAUUCCCACUCAAGAAUCCCAAAGCCGCUCGUUUGAAACACUCGGGACGAAUUCGUUUUGGAAGCUGCUCUAUGGACGUGAUGUGGCACCUUUCAGCAAUUGUUGGUCUGGCUGUAGCCGGCAUCUUGGCACUUCUGCUAGCAAUUCUUGUGUGCUACAUGAGAUCUCGCCCAGAAGGCGUGUACAAGACAAAUGAAGGCGAAUAUAGUCCAUCUCGAAGUGAAGAACCACUGGUAAAUGGAAUGCCAGCUGGUGGAAAAGAGUACUUUUGUUAG
Messenger RNA from Haemonchus placei, 1998 nucleotides. The record is from the annotation of a GenBank genome assembly. NCBI's taxonomy places the organism in Eukaryota, Metazoa, Nematoda, Chromadorea, Rhabditida, Trichostrongylidae.